Sphaeroforma arctica JP610 is the source of this 396-nucleotide messenger RNA. RefSeq lists its product as hypothetical. The transcript has a single exon. The record is from RefSeq and is a predicted model, not a curated record. The annotation marks the transcript as partial. Lineage: Eukaryota; Ichthyosporea; Ichthyophonida.
GUCACAACGGCAACCAAGAAACCGGUGCGAUUUGGGGCCGGGGGGUUGCGGGAUUUCAUGAAUGUGAGUCACUUGGAACUGCCCGACAAGUAUAGGACGCUACUGGAUAGGUAUCUCCAACCCACAUCAAACCAGUACCCCUUAAACAUGAGACUUGGUAAAUACUACGCCUUGUACAUUCACGAGUUUCGUAGGCUGCGAGGUGAACCCGAGUCACCACUAGUAGCUUUUGUGCGCCAGAAACAUAGAGCAACAGGAAUUGCAAAAGGGCGUGUUAUGCAGUGGAUUAGAGCUGAUAGGUUGCUUGCAACGCGGAAUACACUACUCUCUAUAUGGGUUAGAAACCCCCUAAAGCACCCAGAGCACACUACUCUAUAUGGGUUAGAAACCCCCUAA